Messenger RNA from Uloborus diversus, 489 nucleotides. RefSeq names its product novel acetylcholine receptor chaperone-like. Gene Ontology annotation, cellular component: endoplasmic reticulum. The coding region runs from base 1 to 489 and encodes 162 amino acids. Gene Ontology annotation, biological process: positive regulation of protein localization to cell surface; chaperone-mediated protein complex assembly. The record is from RefSeq and is a predicted model, not a curated record. NCBI's taxonomy places the organism in Eukaryota, Metazoa, Arthropoda, Arachnida, Araneae, Uloboridae. The transcript is spliced from 3 exons.
AUGGGUUCUAUCGUUUUAACAACGCUUUCAAUAUUUUUAGGACUUUUUUUUAUUCUCGUAGGUUCUAUGAAGAUUUCUCCUAAAAUAAACAAAGAAAUGCAUAGGGAAAUAAGAAGGAACUUUGUACAGUAUGCCAAGGUGUUCCCAUUGACGAAGACCCUAGGCAUCAAGAUGCCCUCCAAAUAUUUCCGAGUCGUGGUAGGGUGGAUGGAGGUUCUCUGUGGUGCUGUUCUCAUAUUCAUACCAGGUGUCGUCAAGCAGAUAGCUAACGUGGUUCUCUUGGUCUUGAUGCUGGGUGCUUUUUAUACUCACACCAUUCUGGAAGACAAGUUUGAGCGCACUGCACCUUCUAUCGUCUUUGCCCUGAUGUUGGGUUGUCGCCUCAUCGUCUACCUUCAGGUGCGGAAGAAGGAACGGAAGAACGCCGCUUGUCAGAGAGAGUCUUUCAGGACUGACGCCAUCGCCGGCAAGGACACCAAGCAGGACUGA